Molecule: messenger RNA, 1801 nt
Organism: Trichogramma pretiosum
Lineage: Eukaryota; Metazoa; Arthropoda; Insecta; Hymenoptera; Trichogrammatidae
Product: gastrula zinc finger protein XlCGF57.1-like
Exons: 3
Coding region: 50-1594 (514 amino acids)
Biological process (GO): regulation of transcription by RNA polymerase II
Cellular component (GO): chromosome
Molecular function (GO): chromatin insulator sequence binding
Source: RefSeq, a predicted model, not a curated record
AACAUCAUUACGGAACAAUUAGUCGUUGAUCAAGUUCCAAGUGAUAAACAUGGACUUCAGUGAUGUAUAUAACUCUGAUGUCAGAGUGAAGGAGGAACCAAAUGAUUUUGCCCCUAUUGAAAAUGAUGAUUAUCAGAUAAUUGACAAUGCACACGAUGCUAACACUGAUGAUCAAUCCUUGCGAUGUCUAGAAAAUUUUACUCGUGGCCCUGACGAUGUCAAAGUAGAAUUCGAAUGUAAGGACGAGAAGCUCGGCAUUAACUUAUUAGUAGUCAAGAAAAUCGAGGACGAUUAUCCAGAUCAUUUGCAGCAUAUGGAAAAUAGUUACAAUAAUCAAACCCAAAAGAAAAUUAAAAAAGAAAUUGAGGACGAAAUAAAAGAAGAAUUGAAUUCGGAUGGUGAACUAAGUGAUGCAUUUGAUGCAAAUGAAAAAACAUUUGCUCAAAAAAGUUUAUGCGAAACCCAAACUGAUAAGGCACGCAAUCGUACCAAAUAUCCAUGUAAUGUAUGCGGUACAAAAUUUACACGAAAAGGUAGUCUCAAGAUCCACAUCGAUGCAGUUCAUAAUGGUGUCAAGCAUACGUGCGUUACAUGUCGAAAAACAUUCACACUAAAAUACACUCUCAAAAUUCACAUCGAUUCAGUACAUAAUGGUGUUAAACAUGAUUGUGGUGUAUGUGGAAAGACAUUCACUCAAAAAGGAAAGCUCAAAAGUCACAUCGCUGCGAUGCAUAAUGGUAUGGCACCAACAUGCGAAAUAUGCGGAAAGAAAUUUCAAACGAAGGCUAAACUCAAGAUUCACAUCGAUUCAGUACAUAAUGGUGUUAGACAUGCGUGUGGUGUAUGUGAAAAGACAUUCGCACAAAAAAGAGAUCUCAACAUUCACAUCAACGCGAUGCAUAAAGGUAUGGCACCUACUUGCGAAAUAUGCGGAAAGAAAUUCUCAACUAAGACUAAACUCAAACUCCACAUGGAUGCAGUGCAUAAUAAGAUAACUCACGCAUGUGAUACAUGUGGCAAAAUAUUUACGCUGAAAGAUAAUCUUAAGAAACACAUCGAUGCGAUGCAUAAAGGUAUGGCACCUACUUGUGAAAUAUGCGAAAAGAAAUUCGCAACUGAGACUUCACUGAAGCUUCACAUCGAUACAGUUCAUAAUGGUGUUAAACAUGCGUGUGGAGUGUGUGGAAAAACAUACACACAAAAAGGAGAUCUCAAAAUUCACAUCGAUGCGAUGCAUAAUAAGAUAACUCACGCAUGUGAUACAUGUGGCAAAAUAUUUUCGCUGAAAGAUAAUCUUAAGAAACACAUCGAUGCGAUGCAUAAAGGUAUGGCACCAACUUGCGAAGUGUGCGGAAAGACAUUCUCACGAAAGGGUAAUCUUAAAAAACACAUGAAUUUGAUGCAUAAUAAGAUAACUUACGCAUAUAAUACUUGCGGCAAGACAUUUACUCAAAAGGACCGUCUUAAAACUCACAUUAAAACGCAGCACGAAGACAUUGCAUGCGUUAUCUGCGGAGAAAAAUUUAAACAUAGGAAAUAUCUAUACAGACACAUCAAAAGUGAGCAUGAGGGCAACACCCAAGCACGAGAUUAAUGCAAAAGAUCUAAAUCGUACCUAUCAAUACCGCGCAAAAUGAUAAAACAUCGAGACAAAUGAGUAGCCGUAAAACUGUCAUCGAAAUAGCGCAUCACUCACGCAUUACUACCUAAUAAAUGUAUUAAAUGGACAUUGAAAUUUUGUAAAAAAACAAUUACUAUUACAUUUCGGAUUACUCCUAUGUUUUCCAUCUCACUGCUUACU